Portunus trituberculatus (swimming crab) is the source of this 1486-nucleotide messenger RNA. RefSeq names its product transmembrane emp24 domain-containing protein 5-like (gene loj). The transcript is spliced from 4 exons. The record is from RefSeq and is a predicted model, not a curated record. Gene Ontology annotation, biological process: endoplasmic reticulum to Golgi vesicle-mediated transport; Golgi organization; intracellular protein transport. Gene Ontology annotation, cellular component: COPII-coated ER to Golgi transport vesicle; endoplasmic reticulum; Golgi apparatus. NCBI's taxonomy places the organism in Eukaryota, Metazoa, Arthropoda, Malacostraca, Decapoda, Portunidae. The coding region runs from base 78 to 764 and encodes 228 amino acids.
CAGGUGUCAAAACAAACCCGCCCACGAGGGAAAGUUUCAGAGGUCACAAGAAGAAGCAACCUGUCUCAGCACCGGGGAUGGCCUCUCACUGGAUAAUUGUGGGUGUCUCCAUCUUUCUCUCCGUCCUCACUGUGACUGCCUCCGAGGAUUGGGCCUUUGACAAUGCUCCGGGAAUAGCUAUGGAGUACAAAGUCCAUAUUGAUGCCGGUAAAGAGGACUGUUACUACCAAUAUGUGCAUCCCUCUGCCACUAUCUACGUGAACAUGCAGGUCCUGAAAGGAGGUGAUGGGAUGGCUGGCAUGGCAGUACGCAAUCCAAGAGGAGAGAUUGUCUACCCCUACUCAUGGAAGCAGUCAUCAGAGUAUGAAGAGGUGUCUCAGACUGGGGGCUACUAUGCUGUGUGCAUUGAUAAUCAAUUUUCUCGUUUUGCUGCCAAACUCGUCAAUCUGUAUAUAACAACAUUCAGAUAUGACUUAUGGGAAAAGUAUACACAGGAAAUAGAAGACCUAGACAUCAGCGUCACAAACUUUACUCACUCAAUAAAAGGCGUUGAUCAACACAUACACAAUAUUCUUCUCUUCCAAAGUCAAGCAAGAGCCAAGGAAUCCCGAGACUUUCAGUUACUCAUCAGCAACAACAAUUAUGUCCUGUACUGGUCAUUACUUCAGUGUAUUGCCAUUAUUGCAACAGGUGCUUUACAAGUAUACUUUGUGAGGAAGCUGUUUAGCACAGAUAUGGAUACAAAAUCUGGUAGAAGAGCUUAGCAAGCAUUUUGUGAUGAAUAUAUAAAUGAUUCUUUAUUGAAACAUCACAAUUCUUUCUUUACAGACAAUUAAGGUUUCAGCUUUUUUGGUCACAAAUGUUUAGCUAAUGUAGAGUAACCAUUGUUUGUAUAUUUUUUUAUAGACAUUUGAUAUAUGUUUUCAUAAUAUGCUUUUAUGAAGCAAAGUUUUAGUACUUAAAGCAGCAGCUUCCAGCAUGAAUCUUAUCUGUGAUGAUAUGGUACUUGAAUCUCUGCAUUCCAUUUUUUAUAUGAAUCUUCACACACGUAUUUUUAUAAACAAAACUUGCAUAUAGGAACCCCAAAGUGGAUGAAACAUGGUAAUGAAUGAUUGAGGUCUUUUAUGCGUCUGGUUGAUGUUUAUUUUUAUUUGGAUGGAUUUUAUGUUCAUUGUAUUAUUAAUAGUAAUAGCAUACAAUCAAUCCUUUGGAUGAACUUUGUAAUUUUAUAUUUGUUGUCAGACUGACCUGAUUGCUUAGUGCACAUGUACACGAGUGCAGAGCAGAAGCUGUCAAUGUAUGUUUCUUUUUGUGCUUGUUUUUAACCAUGACCACGAAAAUGGCAUAAUACAUGUACAGCAUUUCCCAUCUUUUCAGAUAAAGAAGGUACUAAAUAUUACAUUACCAAAUCUGAAACUUAUUUAUUUUCUACUUCAUUGUGUAAUGGUCUACAAGGUAUAUAAUGUCAAAUAAACCAUAAAGCCAA